Eutrema salsugineum is the source of this 3076-nucleotide messenger RNA. RefSeq names its product probable xyloglucan glycosyltransferase 12. The transcript is spliced from 5 exons. The coding region runs from base 675 to 2744 and encodes 689 amino acids. Gene Ontology annotation, cellular component: Golgi apparatus. The record is from RefSeq and is a predicted model, not a curated record. NCBI's taxonomy places the organism in Eukaryota, Viridiplantae, Streptophyta, Magnoliopsida, Brassicales, Brassicaceae. Gene Ontology annotation, molecular function: glycosyltransferase activity.
UCAAGGUGAAUUCUAUAUCCUAGUUAAUAUCACACGCGGAAUAACCAAAAUUCCAAUUGUAUGUUGUAUCCAACAUUUGGAGAAUCUGAGGAUUAAAAGUCAAGUAUUCGAAGAGAAGAAGAAAGCCAAAAAAAUUUGGUAAAGACAGCUUUUCAUAUUCUUGUUGUUUAUAUCCCAAAACAAAGUCUUUUAAUCACUGCCUAUCAUUUGAUCAUUUUCCCUAUUAAUCUGUGAAUCUAGAAAUUCUUAUUUUCUUCUUCUUCAUUAAAAAAAAAAACAAAUAUUCAAUCAAUCGUGGGCGAGAAAAAGAAAAGAGAAUAUAAAAAAAAUUGACUUUUGUGUGUAGUUUUUCUCACAUUAUUUAUUCUUAUGGGAUUUUUGUAUAUUCUUGAAAAAAAUUGAUAAAAAGGACGUGUUGAGCAGUUACCACUUUCUUUUCUCUCUCUUGAUUUUCCCUGUGUUUUAAAGUUCUUCAAAGUUUCUCAUUUUUUUCUCGGUAACCUGUAAUUUCGAGUGUCUCUCGGGAACAGAGUUUUUUUUGCUCUCUUUCAUUACUUCUUCUUCCACACAAUUAUACACGCGUCUCUGCUUUCAUCUUCUUGCUGUCAAUGAGAUCCGAGUUGUAGGUCUUUUCACAUUUCUAUCUAUCUUUCUAUCUCUCUGGAAGAAAAAAAAUGGCACCGAAGUUUGAUUGGUGGGCCAAAGGGAACCAUCGUAAAGGUACACCGGUCGUCGUCAAAAUGGAAAACCCUAACAACUGGUCAAUGGUGGAAAUCGAAUCACCGGCGGAGCAAGAUUUUCUCGUCGAAGGUCGGCGUGAGAAAUCUCGGAACAAGAACGCGAGACAGCUCACUUGGGUCCUCCUCCUUAAAGCCCACCGUGCCGCAGGGUGUCUCACUUCCCUCGGCUCCGCAUUAAUCGCUCUCGGAACCGCUGUACGCCGUCGUAUCGCCGUCGGCCGUACAGACACUGAGAUCUCAUCUCCUUCGCCGGCUAUUACCAAAUCGAAGUCGAGGUUCUUCUAUUUGUGCUUGAAACUGUUUCUAUGGCUUUCGCUAAUGCUCCUAGCUUUUGAAGCUGCUGCGUAUUUCAAAGAAUGGCAUUUCGAAACACCAAAGCUUCAGCUUCAAUUUGGUAUCAGAGGAUUUUUUGAUUCGGUAUAUACUUUCUGGGUUUUGCUUCGUGUUGAGUAUCUGGCUCCUCCGCUUCAAUUUCUCGCUAAUGCUUGCAUCGUCCUCUUCCUUAUACAAAGCCUAGACAGACUCAUUCUCUGCGUAGGUUGUUUCUGGAUCCGGUUUAAGAAAAUCAAACCGGAACCCAAAAUUGCAAUCUCCGAUUUAGAAUCCGGCGAAGAUGGUUUCUUCCUCCCCAUGGUUCUUGUUCAGAUUCCUAUGUGUAACGAGAAAGAGGUUUAUCAGCAAUCAAUUGCGGCUGUGUGUAACUUAGACUGGCCAAGAUCGAAGAUUCUGAUUCAAAUCCUGGAUGAUUCUAAUGAUCCAAUCACGCAGAGUUUGAUCAAAGAAGAGGUUCAUAAAUGGCAGAAGGAAGGUGCACGAAUUGUGUAUCGUCACCGUGUGAAUAGAGAAGGCUACAAAGCUGGAAAUCUCAAGUCUGCGAUGAACUGUAGCUACGUCAAAGACUACGAAUUCGUGGCCAUUUUUGACGCCGAUUUUCAGCCUCUACCAGAUUUCCUUAAAAAGACAAUUCCUCAUUUUAAGGACAAUGAGGAACUAGGACUGGUACAGGCGAGAUGGUCGUUUGUCAAUAAGGAAGAGAACUUGUUGACAAGGUUACAGAACAUUAACUUGGCAUUUCACUUUGAGGUUGAACAGCAAGUGAAUAGUGUGUUCUUGAACUUCUUCGGAUUCAACGGGACGGCUGGUGUGUGGAGGAUCAAGGCUUUGGAAGAUUCUGGUGGUUGGCUCGAGAGAACUACCGUCGAGGAUAUGGACAUUGCUGUUCGUGCUCACCUCCAUGGUUGGAAGUUCAUUUUCUUGAACGACGUCGAGUGCAUUUGCGAAUUACCCGAAUCUUAUGAAGCUUACCGGAAACAGCAACACAGAUGGCAUUCAGGACCUAUGCAACUAUUUCGCCUUUGUUUGCCUGCUGUCAUUAAAUCAAAGAUAAGCAUAGGCAAGAAGUUCAAUUUGAUAUUCCUCUUCUUCCUACUGAGGAAGCUCAUCUUGCCAUUCUACUCAUUCACACUCUUCUGUAUCAUCCUGCCAAUGACGAUGUUUGUGCCUGAGGCUGAGCUUCCUGCUUGGGUUGUCUGCUACAUACCUGCCACAAUGUCGUUCCUCAACAUCCUUCCCGCCCCGAAAUCAUUUCCGUUUAUUGUCCCGUACCUUCUCUUUGAGAACACAAUGUCGGUGACCAAGUUCAACGCGAUGGUCUCGGGUCUGUUUCAGCUGGGAAGUGCAUAUGAAUGGGUUGUUACGAAAAAAUCAGGGCGAUCAUCAGAAGGAGAUCUGGCUGCGUUGGUUGAGAAAGAAGGAAAGAAAACGAAACAUCAGAGAGGUGUGUCUGCACCCGAAACAGACGCUGAGAAGAAAGCUCAAAAGAAGGACAAGAAGAAGAAGCACAAUAGGAUCUAUAUGAAGGAGCUGUCGCUGGCGUUUCUAUUAUUAACCGCAGCCACUCGAAGUCUUUUAUCGGCUCAAGGUAUCCAUUUUUACUUCCUCUUGUUUCAGGGAAUAUCCUUCUUACUGGUGGGUCUAGAUCUAAUUGGAGAGCAAGUUGAAUGACAGUAAAGAAAUUGGCUGGGUCUUAAUAGUUCUUGUAGAGAAACAUUGUAGAAGACAGGAAAGGGUCUGGACCCAAGAAUACAAUUACGUCUGUAUCACAUCACUGAACAUAGAUCAGCUUUCACAGAGGAAGGACAUGGAUAAAAUGUGUUGGUAAUAUGUAAGCUUUCUCUCUCUCUUUUUUUUAUUUUCUCCUCUCUUUUGGGUUUGGUUGGCCACAGUUCUUUAUUCUUUUAAUCAAGGGGACAAUUCUUUUGUAAGAAAGUUUUGUUCGAUUAAGGGAAGGCAAAUCAAUUUAUCUUAAAAGAGACAUUGAGGUGCACUUAUUCUAA